Messenger RNA from Aureobasidium namibiae CBS 147.97, 393 nucleotides. RefSeq lists its product as uncharacterized. Gene Ontology annotation, molecular function: chitin binding. Lineage: Eukaryota; Fungi; Ascomycota; Dothideomycetes; Dothideales; Saccotheciaceae. The transcript has 2 exons. The record is from RefSeq and is a predicted model, not a curated record. The coding region runs from base 1 to 393 and encodes 130 amino acids.
AUGGCUGUGGCUCUCCCCAAGGAGGUGGCACUUCCCAAAGAAAUUGUGCCUCAGGCCGUCGUUGCCUCUAUGGAUGAAGUUGAGAGCAACCCAUGGACGCUUGUUUCUCCUGAUGGUACAUGUGGUGGCAGCACCAAGUACACUUGCGUUGGCUCCCGCUUCGGCGAUUGCUGCAACACAUACGGGUUCUGCGGUAUCACAGACGCUUUCUGCGGCGCAGACUGCUUCGAGUUGGCUGGACUCUGCAGUGCCGACUUGCAAGGCUCCAACACAAUCAACCGUCCCAAGGCCACUCACGUACCCUGGAAACCUACUGUACACCACGAUCCUCACUUCAAGCCUUCUUACGUGAUCGACAAUGGCGAGAGAGCCCCCAACCAAGUCUGGUCAUGA